Messenger RNA from Aspergillus vadensis CBS 113365, 1180 nucleotides. It is a transcript of the gene met16, whose product is annotated as phosphoadenylyl-sulfate reductase (thioredoxin). The record is from RefSeq and is a predicted model, not a curated record. NCBI's taxonomy places the organism in Eukaryota, Fungi, Ascomycota, Eurotiomycetes, Eurotiales, Aspergillaceae. Gene Ontology annotation, cellular component: cytoplasm. The transcript has 2 exons. Gene Ontology annotation, molecular function: phosphoadenylyl-sulfate reductase (thioredoxin) activity. The coding region runs from base 238 to 1158 and encodes 306 amino acids.
CCCGACCCGAUGAUGUCGUGAUUGCCCCUGUCCUGUCUUUCUUUUAUAUCGGACUGGUCAGGUCGUCUCCAUUGUGUUCUGUCUACAUCAUCUCUUGCCUCCCACUUCAGUUCCAGUCCUUCCGUCAUCCCUCCAAGUCUGUCGAGCCAUUACAUAUAGACCCGCUUGUAUUUCAUCUGCUCGUCGUUGGGAUUGACUUGUCUACGAUAUACCCUGUCAUUCGACUACUCAUUCACCAUGCCUGCGAAGACAUCUGAGAACUACCCCUCUGCCUAUGAGGCUGCCGACAUUGCCACCGACUCUGGCUAUGUCAGUGGUGGCUCUAGUGAUGACUACUCCCCAGAAAUCGUCUUCACUAAGCCUCACUUGAACUUCCUCAACAGACAAUUGCAGUUUCUUGAGCCUCAAGAUGUGCUGAGAUGGUGUGUCACCUCUUUGCCUCACCUCUACCAGACCACCGCUUUCGGUCUCACUGGUCUUGUGACCCUGGACAUGCUGUCCAAGCUGGACGUGCCCCGGCCCCAGAUGGUUGAUCUCAUCUUCCUCGACACCCUCCACCACUUCAAAGAGACCCUGGAUCUGGUCGACCGUGUCCGCCAGAAGUAUCCUUUGGUCAACAUCCACGUCUUCAAGCCUCAGGGUCUCGAAACCGAGGAAGAAUUUGCCCAGAAGUACGGUGCCCGUCUCUGGGAGAAGGACGACCAGUUCUACGACUGGGUGGCCAAGGUUGAGCCUGCCCAGCGUGCCUACCGCGAACUCAACGUUCACGCUGUCCUUACUGGACGUCGUCGCAGCCAGGGUGGCAAGCGUGGUGAUCUCGAUGUCAUCGAGGUUGACGAGGCUGGCCUGAUCAAGAUCAACCCUCUCGCCAACUGGACCUUCGAGCAGGUCAAGCAAUAUGUCCAAGAAAACGAUGUUCCCUACAACGAGUUGCUCGACCGUGGUUACAAGAGCAUUGGCGACUACCACUCCACCCAGCCAGUCAAGGAGAACGAAGAUGAGCGGUCUGGUCGCUGGAAGGGCCAGGAGAAGACCGAGUGCGGUAUCCACAACCCUCGCUCCAAGUAUGCUCAGUUCCUCAUGGAGAUGGAGCGUAAGCGUCAAGAGGAGGCCCUAUCUCAGGCCCUUCAGACGUCCUUGACGACGUCCGCUCAGUAAAGGCCGCUUGUCUUCUUUCUCA